This is a messenger RNA of Tigriopus californicus, 1356 nucleotides long. RefSeq lists its product as uncharacterized. Lineage: Eukaryota; Metazoa; Arthropoda; Copepoda; Harpacticoida; Harpacticidae. The transcript is spliced from 2 exons. The coding region runs from base 265 to 1356 and encodes 363 amino acids. The record is from RefSeq and is a predicted model, not a curated record.
CGUCGGAAAAGGAAAUUAAGCAAAAAUGGCCUUUGGCCAUAGUGUUUGAAACACAUCCAGGUCCUGACGGAGUAGUUCGCGUUGAGACAUUAAAAAACCGCCAAAAACGUCAUCAAACGAGGAAUCGAACAUGUGUUUUACCUAGAACAAGAUUGUCAGGCAGAAGAACAUGUGCGAAUUCAACAUCAGUUAGAGGUCACCCCUCCCAUCAAGGAAAGAAAACAAAAACAAACUUUCAAGAAAAAGCGAACAGAUAAAGACCCAAUGGAUCCAGCAUCGGAACAAAAAACAUCCAGAGAAGGAAGACCAAUUCGAACACCGAAAAAAAUCCUGACUGCUGCUAUGAUGGGAUUGGUCCUACUCUCCAUCGCAGUACCAAUCCUAAGUCAAACCAAAAAAAGCUACACUCGAACGUGGCCACCAAGCACCAAGCUUCAACAACCAGAGCAAGUUAAGGAACAUGGGACGUCGCACCCAAGGAUAGUAAGGAUCACUAAAUUAUACAUUAUGGAACAUCUUGGAACCACUUAUAAAGGAAUUACAAUGGAUCAUCUCAUCUUCUCUAUAGAUAUGCUCGAGCUUAGCAGGUUGAUUUGGAAAGUAGUGGAAUGGUGCACAAAGAUUGAUCAAUUCGAGAAGUUGAUGGAGCGUCCAAAAAAACGAGCAAAGGAAGAUGUCAGAACCACGGCUUGGAAAAACAAACACUUGCCAAAAGUGAAGAGCGCAUUCAACAAAUGUAAAGGGACAAGACUUCGGAUGGAAAGAGAGGACGACAGAAUCCGGGACUUUUUGGGUCCAGAGCCAACGCUUAGGUCAAAACGAUUCUUUGCUACCAUGGGUGCGUUUGCUAUUGGUGGGGCACUGACUUUGGCAGCAGAAGAGGUUCCCCAUUUGCUUCAGAGAGGUGGUUCCUAUGAUAAUGAACAUGUGCUGGCGAAACACAUCCAGAACAUUGAACGACGAGUAAAGGUAUUCAAUGAUGAUGAAGCCCACUUCAACAAAGCCAUUAUAAAAAAUAAUGACCUCAUAGCCGCUACAGAUGCAGACGAACGUUUAGAUGCCUUCCUAAUACGUAUUGAUCAAAUCUUGAACAAGUUAGUUGAGGAUCAUCGAGACCUAAAAAAUCGGAUUGAAGACCUUUUCGUCCAUUUUCUGCAUGUCUCUCUAAUCCCACUCCCAACAAUCGGCAAAGCCAUGGCGGAAAUGAACGGACAAGCAUGGAAUGGUGGUGAUAAUGCAUCUACCCAUAGGGAGCAGACGAGGCGAGUUGGACCUCCACAAAAUCCACACAGCCACUCUGUGCAAGGAACAUUUUUAGCUAACCUAGGUGGUUGUGAGGGGAACACAGGUUCCUAA